Rhizopus microsporus ATCC 52813 is the source of this 526-nucleotide messenger RNA. RefSeq lists its product as uncharacterized. The record is from RefSeq and is a predicted model, not a curated record. Gene Ontology annotation, molecular function: zinc ion binding; DNA-binding transcription factor activity, RNA polymerase II-specific. The transcript is spliced from 2 exons. Bases 108 to 440 code for a protein of 110 amino acids. Lineage: Eukaryota; Fungi; Mucoromycota; Mucoromycetes; Mucorales; Rhizopodaceae. Gene Ontology annotation, biological process: regulation of DNA-templated transcription.
CUUUCUUCGUUUUCCCCUUCUCUUUUUCUUCCCCUUUUAUUAUUAUUAUUAUUAUAUAUACCAGUCAGUCAGUAACUUAUUGAAAUAGCUUUAUACUAAUUGUCAACAUGAGCGGGAUCUUUUCUUUAAAAACUAAAUCCCUUACAAAGAGAAUAAAGACUAGCAGAGCCUGUGACGACUGUCGAAAAAGAAAGGUCAAGUGUGACGGCAAACAGCCUUGUGCACGUUGUGUGAAGGCAAAGAUAGAAUGCAUAUUUGUAAAAAUGCCCAAGAGAGGUCCACCCAAAUCGUAUACAGAAAGUGUAGAAAAUAGACUUCAAAGAGUAGAAAAGGCCCUGAAAUCCAUUGCUACACCCGUGGUCAACAGGGUCUUUGAUGAUUCCUUGAAAAGCAAAGAUCCCUGUAACCAAAUCGCUUCUACCGAAGGUAACACUCCCUGAAAGCUUAUUUUUCUCGCUCACACACAUACUUUCAACAGCCUGUACAGUUUCUAUAUCAGCACCUUAUACCACGGAUUACUUGAGCU